AUGUACAAAAACAACAAAGAGAGGCGUACGAGGUCAGUAAUAGCUUACUGCUCACACCGUGUACGUGUCCGAUAUAUAACAUUUAUUCAUAACAGUGGAUACGAUACAAUUAUGAAGUUGAAAACAGCUGAUCUUCUAGUGCAGCCGUCAGGCGAGCUGUCUAAGAAAAUUCGUAUCGAACUUAAGGAAGAUCUCAAUACAAGAGACAGAGAUCUCGCUGCAAUCAAGGAUUGGCUUAGAAAAGAACCACAUUUACCUGAUGAAUGGGAGGACAGACCACUAAUUACUUUUCUAAGGGGCAGCAGUUUUUCACUUGAAAAAUGCAAACGAAAACUGGAUAUGUAUUUUACAAUGAGAGCAGCGUGUCCUGAAUUCUUUACAAACAGAGAUGCCACAUCUCCUGCACUUAGAGAAGUCUUGAACUCAAAGCUCCAAGGCCCUACCCUUCCCGGUGUCACACCGAACGGCAGAAGAGUCACAAUAUGCCGAGGUAUAGACCCCGCUCUGGAUUCUCAGCAGAUAACAGAAAUUCUAAAGUCUGCACUCAUGAUUGGUGAUAUUAGACUGGGUGAAGAAGUAGAGGGUGUUGCUGGGGAUAUAUACGUAUUGGAUGGGGCGGUGUUGGGACCAAGUCUAUUAGCUAAGCUGUCACCUUCCACUAUAAAGAAAUUUAUGAUUUGCGUGCAGGAAGCGUAUCCAGUAAAACUGAAAGAAGUCCACGUUGUAAAUACUACGCCAAUAGUUGAAAGACUUGUAAAUUUUGUAAAGCCAUUCUUGAAGGAUAAAAUUAGAAAACGGAUCUUCAUUCACAAAGACGUAAAGGAUAUUUACAAUUAUAUACCACGAGAGAUGCUGCCAAAGGAAUACGGUGGCGAUUGCGGUACUAUGGAUGAACUUCAAGAGAAAUGGACACAAAAGCUUAUUGAAUACAGAGACUGGUUUAAAGCACAGGAAGCUUUGAUCGCCAACGAAAGUCUUCGACCUGGAAAGCCUACAAACUAUGACGAGCUUUUCGGUAUAGAUGGCUCUUUUAGACAGCUUGCUAUAGAU
Molecule: messenger RNA, 1050 nt
Organism: Brenthis ino (lesser marbled fritillary)
Lineage: Eukaryota; Metazoa; Arthropoda; Insecta; Lepidoptera; Nymphalidae
Source: the annotation of a GenBank genome assembly